Molecule: messenger RNA, 1489 nt
Organism: Mucor mucedo
Lineage: Eukaryota; Fungi; Mucoromycota; Mucoromycetes; Mucorales; Mucoraceae
Product: alpha-2-glucosyltransferase Alg10
Exons: 7
Coding region: 79-1458 (459 amino acids)
Biological process (GO): protein N-linked glycosylation; dolichol-linked oligosaccharide biosynthetic process
Cellular component (GO): endoplasmic reticulum
Molecular function (GO): dolichyl pyrophosphate Glc2Man9GlcNAc2 alpha-1,2-glucosyltransferase activity
Source: RefSeq, a predicted model, not a curated record
GGUGUAAAAAUAAUAAAUAGAAACGUUCCCCCAACCCCCUUUUUUUUUAUUAUUUGUGUACAUUCAAUAUUUUAAAGCAUGGCAUUCAUUCUUCAUGUCGCCAACUUACUUUUCACAAGUCAGUUAGUUAACUCUCAUGUACCUCAACCUUACAUGGACGAGAUAUUUCAUAUACCUCAGGCACAACAAUACUGCGGUGGCGACUAUUUGACGUGGGACCCUAAAUUAACUACCCCACCUGGACUGUAUUUAAUCAGUAAUGUGAUAGCAUACGUUGGAAGUCUAUUCCAUGUUGAUCUCUGUACUGUAAAUGCCUUACGUUUCACAAACAUACUAUUCUCAAUUGGAUUAUAUUUUGUGCUUGUUUCGUUGAUAUCCACAUUAUCCAACAAGACAACAUCAUCGUCAUGGCAAACCAGUCUAUACGCUUUGUCGUUGUCAUGGUUUCCGGUGAGCUUCUUUUUCAACUUUUUGUAUUAUACAGAUCCUGGAUCCACUUUCUUCGUACUGUCUUGUUAUCUCUUGGUGAAAAAGAAGCAUUAUUUUUUGGCUGGUAUCGCGGGUCUUAUCUCAUUGACGUUUCGUCAGACCAAUGUGAUCUGGGUCUGUUUGUUCAUGAUGGUUGUCAUUAUUGACACUCUAUCAGCCAUCCCAAAGAAGAAGGAGGAUGCGAAAGGGUUAUAUAAUCCUCGUUGCUCCACAAUCACUCAUCCAGCUCAAGUGAUGAAAAGCAUAACCAGUCUUUUGUUGAAUACGCUCCAGCACUUUAUGAUUGUGUUACCUAAUAUCGCUACAUUUCUUGUGGCGAUUAUCUCAUUUGCGGGGUUUCUUGUAUGGAAUGGUGGUAUUGUAUUAGGUGAUCGCUCAAACCAUAUGGCAGGACUCCAUUUCCCACAAUUAUUCUAUUAUACCUCAUUUCUCUCAUUUUUUGCAUCUCCAUGGACGCUUUCAAUGCAUGCCAUGGCUAACCUAUUACAGCUGAAUAUCAAAAGAACCUUGAUUGGUAUUGUCUCUGCUAUGGUCACACUUGCUUUAAUUCAUCGAUACACUUACGAGCACCCGUUCUUAUUAAGUGAUAAUCGACAUUACACUUUUUAUAUCUGGAAAAGGAUAUACAAGAGACACUGGACAGUGCGCUAUUUACUCACUCCUGUGUACUAUGUCAGCGGAAUCUUGAAUCUUUCAACUUUUGCACAACACACAAGCUUUUUGGUAUCGUUGGGAUAUUCGUUUGCGCUUGUUUUGACGUUGGUUCCUUCGCCUUUGCUUGAGUUCCGUUAUUUUAUUAUCCCUUUCUUGUUCUUUAUGGUACAUAUUCCACCUCCCACACAGAUAUCACGUACUUUGUUGGGAUUAGCAUUGUACCUUGUCAUUCAUGUAGUCACUAUCUAUCUCUUCCUAUACAAACCAUUUGCAUGGCCCAAUGAACCCAACGCCACGCAGAGAUUUAUGUGGUGAUAAAUAACGCAUCUUUUUUUAAAAAAAUACG